AUCAGAUUCCAGGAAUUACGCAAUUUUAAGGCAAACAGAACAUCCCUCGGGCCAAUUAAUUGGACCCUUAGCUCCGGAGAAACGUUUGCGUAACCUUUCAAUCGUCGUCGAUCAAACUAUUAAUAGGACGUAUCGCGAUCGUCUCGCUUGAUCGGUCAUCGAAUGAUCCGGUCGAUCGUGAACAGAGUUGGAUGAGGGUGGGAGGAUGCCACGGGAGCGCGAGUGUCUCUCCAAUUUCGUGGAAAGAAUCGAUCAUCGCCGGCAGAACAGCGGCGUCAAUCUCGUCGAACGAUUGGGCCCAAGCUAAUUCGAUGAUGAUCGGAGGGAAGCUUGCAACACGAACGCGAAUCGAACGAUAAACAAGGUAGGACAACGCGAUGAUGCGGCGGAUCGAGAGAGAAAAAGGAUGAAAAAUCGCAGCAAAAGAGGAGACAGGGACAGCGUGCGUAGAGGACAAAGGAAGAGAGAGUUGAUUGGAGGAGAGGGAGGGCUCGGUAUUGCAGGCUCAUCCGCCGGUUACGUUCGAUUGGCUGGCAGGGCGGUAGGCCAGCAAUUACCUAAAUGGUCGGGUAAACAAUAUCCGUGCGCCGAGUUAAGAGCGGCGGCGGUAGCAGCAACAGCACCAGCACCAGCACCAGCAACAGCACUAGCGGAACACCGUGAACGGGCAACAGUAGCAACGGCAACGGCAGUAGCUGGUUCCUUUAUCCGUCGGUCGGUUGGUCGGUCGACCGACCCGUCGACCGGUUGGUCGACUAGCCAACCGUAUAGUAUUGGUUCUGGUUUACUCUCGUUUCCACCGUGAGCCAAACAAAGAAUCACGGACGAAGAGACGAAAGAGCGAACGAGAAAGGAACAGAGUCUCCGUUGUAUAAUAUGUACGCGUCCGUGUAUACGUGUACGAGUAUAGAAGGAGAGAAGAGAGAUAGAGUCGGAGAUACCCACCAUAGCCAGAACGAUUAUACUCCCGGCACGAUUACUGUACACAACGAUCCUGGAGGCGCACCACGCGCCCCGCCCCCGCCCCCGCCGGCGAACACACCAAGAUCAUCGACAAACCCGGCAGCGUUUCACGAUCACGAAUACCGAGAGCGAGUAAAGCGUGCAACUCCUCCACACACAUUCUCCGGGAAACGUUGAACGAUGGCAACGUGCGUGGAGGGAAAAGCGUUCCUCCAUCGACAGCGUCGGCAGCGGCGGCGGCGGCGGCGGCGGCGGCAGCGGCGGCGGCGGUGGCGGCGGCGGUGGUGGUUAAAUCAAAGACAAACCACUUUAGCCGGUCGGAUCGCGGGACGGGCUGAGAGUGGGGUGAGAGUGGGCUGGAUAGACGGUAGGAGAGGGAGGAAAGGUAGACUCUGUGUGUACAUACCCGAGUAUCUGGCGAAAGCUCGCUCGUGGGGCCGCGAAACGUCUGCACGCGGCUCCGUUUCGUGUUCGUGCCCAUCCAUUCAGUCCCGAUGCCGAUGUCUGAGUACGUCUUCGUAUUCGUGUACGUUCGCGCGCACGUGAACCAGCACAAGCACGCGCACACACACAGAACACACACGUACGAACCAACACUGAUCGCUCGUGGUACCCACCACGAACAAGGGGUAGCACGUGUGUGCGCGCAACCCCCGCGGAACGCAGACGUGCACGCCCCUCGAACCAUACCGGAAUACUCUGGUAAGCCAGCAGGGGUUGGACACGCCUAUUCGAGGCGGAACAACACCCCACCAGAGGGUUCGUUGCUUUCCGCUGCGACGACGUUCCUACGACGGUUCUUCGCUACUAAUAAUACGCCGAUAUACCACCUAUUCAGCCACCAUGGCUCUACGUGGAAGUCCCGAGAGCAGAUUUUACGGGACGCGUGCGGCUUCUGCCUACCAAAGACACUGCUAAUCGCGCGACCGACCACGCUGAUCGCUUGGACCCCCGGCGCGACGAUACCUCUUUUUUCGCUCCCACACGGUCAUCCGUGAACGUCGUUGGUUGUCCCUCGCGGUGCGCGGGCCAGUUCGGUGAACAAACUCGAGGCGCGAUACUAACCGGAGCCGUCGGUGUAUUCCGCGAAAGGAUCGGGAACGGUGUGUAAAACGACAGUUGAGGAAUUAGUGAUGAUCCACUUGGGAAAGCAGAAUGUGAUAUUAUCGUCAUCGGUGUAAGUGAUGCCUCGAAGAAUCAGGAUGUUGCACGCCGUUUGAAGGAUCGACGCGGAUGUGCACGUAAACAAGCGCCGGGGAAGUGUUUUCUAGCAACGAGACGGAAUGGAGGAUCGAGAGGUGAGGUAAAUAGGAAUAACCGCGAGGGUUAUGUGGAGGAUGCAGGAAGGCAGGACCGUGUCGCCUUUAGGACCGGUCGUCCUACCGCGGGAGGAAGCGGAUAUGCGUGCCGGGCUCUCGCUACCGCCUCAAGAAAGGAGGCACGUGUUGCUCCACGUACGCACCAGCGAGCCUUUUGUGCACUACGACAACGUGCGUCAGCAACACUCGCCGUCGACCUCGCCGAUCCUGCGGUCCGUCGACAAGGAUCAGUUCCACGAGAUGGACGCGUCAUCGGCCAGGGAGAAGAGGAUAGACACCGAAGUCGAGGAAGAGGAGGAGCAGGACGAGGAGGAAGAGGAGGACGGGGAACACGAGAGGAACGUUUCCGUCAGGAGAAAUAUCGUCGAGGACGAGGAAGACGACGAGGAACCAGAGGAAGAGGAGGAGGAAGUGCAUCCUGGAAAUAGAAACGGAAGCUAUCAAGAGGACGAGGAAGUAGAAGUGGACGUUUGUCGAGACGAAGUGGACGAAAGCAACCCCAGUAGUCCGGUAGAUUUAACAGCUCCUUCGUCCAGGGGCGGUGGAUCCGAUCAGUUCCUUAACCCUUUCGCGAAUCGAGGCGUGCAUCCUUUCUCGUGUGUUCAGACUGGCGGACAAACCACUGGCCACGGGGCUCCUGUGUACAUAUCCGCGCAUGCCGCCGCUGCUUCCACGGUGAUGACUGUCUGUACAUCGGGAAACGCAGCCCGAACGACGGGCACGUCGACCGGCAGCAUCACCACGACUGCCAGCACCGUACAGGCGAACAAACGAUGCCUGGCAUUCUCCGUGGAGAAUAUCCUGGACCCGAACAAGUUCACCGGCGGACGCGUCGUUCACAAUCGCGUUCAGCACCGACGACAUCGGCGGGCCGACAGCGUGCACGAAGAUGGUGACUCGCGGGGCGAGUUCGCCUGCGGCAGCGGCCAGGAAGACGAGGAGGGCACACCGGACACGGGGAUGGAGGACAUGGACGAGGACCCUGACGAAGAGGACGAGGACGAGGACGUGGAGAUGAGGGUGACGGAUCAGGAAACCUCGAACGCUGGCCGGGAGAGUAAUACCACCGCAACGAGCAACGUUCCAUCGUCGAACUGCAAGAAGAGGCAGUCCUCCUCAUCGUCGUCGUCGUCCAGCAGCGUGCAGGCGCAGGGUUGCCAAGGUCAAAACCAAACCAGCCAGAAUGGAACCAGCGGGAGCGGUGGCACAGGGGGCAAACCUAGAAGAGCCAGGACUGCGUUCACGUACGAACAGCUCGUCGCUCUGGAGAACAAGUUCAAGACCACUAGAUACCUGUCUGUCUGCGAACGUCUGAACCUGGCUCUGUCCCUCUCGUUAACGGAGACCCAGGUGAAAAUUUGGUUCCAAAAUCGGCGAACCAAAUGGAAGAAACAGAAUCCAGGACUGGACGUGAAUAGUCCCACGGUGCCCACCACACCGCCACAUCCUCCGCCUUACGCGCCUGCCUUCCUGUUCGCCACGCAUCCUCAUCAGCACCCGCUGCCACACUCGCACACGCAUCCCCAUCCUCACGCCCACGUCCAUCAUCCGCCGCCCGUGCCGCCGCCGCCACCUGGCUAUUAUCACCCGGCCGCGCCACCUUAUCCUCCGACAGGGCCGACGUUCUUCGGUCAUCACCUGUCCGCCACCACCGCCACGGCGUCCGGUCCUCCACCCACCUCCACGCCAUCGUCCACGGGCUUGGCAUUGUCGACGCAUCCACAUCCGCACACGCAUCCGCACGCGUAGCGAACUCGACAAUCCAUCGCGCGGACGUCGUCUUCGCCUUCGUAGUCGUCGAGGUGUGUGCUGGUUGGUUCGACGUUGAGAUCUUGAGAAGUGCAGAUUGUCGAUGAGGAGAAGAGAGAGAAUGUGAUUGGUAUGAAAGAGAGAAUAUUGUUAUAUAUAUAUAUAUAUAUAUACGUUUUGAGUAUCGAUGGCGUUGCGGCGUAUUGUGUAGAUGGAUAUUUCGAUAAAAUAAAGAAGAACGGGGGUGAAGAGACUGCGUUUGGUAGGUAAACGUAAGAAGGUGGGGGGCAUGUAAGAUGGUGUAUGAUAGAGGUUUGCGAGUCGCUUUAAUUACGUCGACCAAGUGUCUCCUGCGGAUUUUGAUUCUAGCUUCGUUAUUUGUAGAUACGUCUUACGUUAUGUCCUGAGUGUCGAAUUCGUCGAGAUCUGCACGAGACAUUGUUAUAUAAAUGUAUAUACCGUGGCGAGAGAGACCACCAAUUCCGUUCUUCACCUCCGGGCAGCACCAUCGAGGACUCGAACUAAAGGAAAUACGCUCUCUGGCUCGUGAAAGUAAAAGUCCGUAGGUUCGAACUCGGAUAUUUCGUCCGUAGUUUCCACUUCGUGUCCGUUGCGAGUCGCACGUGGGACGCUUUCGAUAGGGUAAUCGGUUUACGCGGGGUGAAGUGCGGAAAACGAGCAUAUCUCUUGGAGGAUAUUGUCGGGUCGUUUAAAAUUCGCCAGCAUGCGAGAGAGAGGGGAAUCCGUCGGCCAAGCGGUAAGAUAAAUACGCGGUGAUACGCGGCCGAAGAAUAACAGGCGCUCGAUUACAGCUCCGCGCGUAAACCGCCCCCUUCCCACCCCUUUUGGCUCGGGUAUAAUUAAAAAAUUAAACGAACGGAGCAGCGAGCGUCGGCUUAUUUCGCAUUUCGACGCCGAUAUUCGCGAUGACGUUUGUAUACGGGCAACGAUGACUGUGAAACGUGAGUGUAACCAGAGGAACGAAGACAGAGCGAAAAAACAAAUGAAAAAGGGGGGAAACGUGAAAUUAAAGAGCUGGAAUCAAAGCUGUACUUCUCGUCGAGCGGAAACUCGCGAGCCUCGUCGUUUUUUUUUUUUUUUUUUUCUCUCGCCACCUUCGUUGUAACAUAUGUCCGUUGGUCGCAGCGAAUGAGAGGCCCGCCUCCCCUUUCCGUUUUAAAAACGAAGUAAACUUCAUCAAGGGGUUGCGAAAAAACGAAGAAGAAGAUGAAAAGAAAGGAGAAAACGCCGGUAGCUGUAAGGUGUGCGUGAGAGUAAACGGAAGAGAAACGGUUAGCCGGGUGUGUCUGUUGCACGUCGCGAAUGGAUGAGCGCGAAAGGAUUUAGCGAGCAAAUUUUUUGUGCUGAACUGCAAAAAACUGAACCACGUCGGAACGCAGUGGAACGUUCCUGUGUAAAAUAAAAUACCGUACGUUACACUCGUAA
Bombus pascuorum is the source of this 5477-nucleotide messenger RNA. Its product is annotated as NK1 transcription factor-related protein 1-like. The transcript is spliced from 2 exons. The record is from RefSeq and is a predicted model, not a curated record. Gene Ontology annotation, biological process: regulation of transcription by RNA polymerase II; cell differentiation. NCBI's taxonomy places the organism in Eukaryota, Metazoa, Arthropoda, Insecta, Hymenoptera, Apidae. Gene Ontology annotation, molecular function: RNA polymerase II cis-regulatory region sequence-specific DNA binding; DNA-binding transcription factor activity, RNA polymerase II-specific. Bases 2292 to 4031 code for a protein of 579 amino acids. Gene Ontology annotation, cellular component: nucleus.